AUGAAUUCACACAUAGCUAUUCAACCAGUUCAGAAGUCACCAAUGAACUUUGGUUGGAAAGUAAAAGACAGCGUUCGAUCACAUCACAUGAACGAUCCCCCGGAGAAUGAGAAGAAAAUCUAUAAGGCUUAUGUUGUACAGAACAAUAUCGAGAGGAUGAUGAAGAAAAUUACCAGUUUUGUAUUUCUGAGAAUAUUAUUUGAAGUAGUUCCAACAUCGAGUUUCAGCUCAGCAAAAUACGUGUGGCCAUUGACUGACUCAACUUACACUUAUGAAGUAAAAACAUCGAAAAACGGAGACUACAGUCAAUGCGGCUUCCACUUUGCUGGAGACCACCCUUCGUUUUCUAGAGAUCCGUUACAAUUAAAUGGACACAAUUAUCCAUACAUAGAUAUCGAUAUCGAUGAUGGUAACGAGUUUAAAUCGUUUUCUUUCGCAUUGUCUGUUAAUAUUUCGGGUUCAAAUGGCUGUAUAUUUCAUUUCAAAUCUACAACAACGUCCUCUACCGAUAUUACUGACGUCAGCGUUUGUCUCAGUGGUGGUACACUUACAAUGGAAGUUGCAUCUUCUCUUGGGACAUCAAACGCUAUAUUUGUGCCAUCGCAGGUUCAGGGUCAAUGGAUUAUUGUUCAGGCUGGACGAAACUUUGACAACAGAAAAUUGAAGUUCAUCGUUGAUAAUUUCAUUGAUGAAGUUUCUGAUACACAUAACUCCAAAAUUUUGGGUUUACCUGGAACUCUUCGUAUCGGAGCGAGGCACGACACAACCAUGGCAUUAUCGUUAAGAGUUACUUGCAUCACAAUGUAUGACGUCACAACCAAUACAGGAAGUGAAGUAUAUGAGAUCGAAAAUCAAUGUAAAACAUCACCAUCAGUAUCAGGUAUCCCUGCCUCUCCAUCACCAGGAUGUGAUGUGUUGGACACAACCACCCAACCUUAUCCAAUUUCUAGUUCGGUUGAACCAUUGUCUACUACUUUUAUGCAUUCUACUUCAGUAGACACACAAUUUUCGCAAUGUACCCGGAUAGAUAUCCCCAAUCAACAUUAUGGAUCCUUUAUUCGCACGGUCAAAGACACCAUAUUCAACGAUCCAACCAGCCUAAUAGAAAUCGCCAUUGCAUUCAGCAAGAGAAAGUGUGCCGAGAUGUGCGUCAGGAAUUACCAGUGUUUAUCAUUUUUGUAUAGAAACAUUCAUUCAGGGUCCUCAAUUUGUUCCAUGUACAAAACAUUUACACCAUCCAACCCUGCUCCACAACUGAAUAGUCAUUUGUAUAUUCUAAACUGUAUGUGAAGUGUUCAUCUUUCAACAAAGCACCAACCACUAAUGAUGAAAAUCCACUAAUUAUAAAUGUUACAUUAACAAACAAAAAACAAAAAACCCCACAGAUACAUUUAGCGUAAUACAGUUUCCGUACUUUCCCUUUUAAAAUUUUAUUUUCUUGUUAAAUUCCACAAGUUGUGUAAGAAACGAGAUUAGAUUUGAUUGCAUUGUCCUAUAUAUAACACUUAUUCUGCAUUCAAGAUUUUAAAGACAGAUUUUAUCAAUAGUAAUCCGACAAAAAUAAGACCGAAGCAUAUUGGUUUUAAUAGUAUGCAACAAGUCUGGCGUUCAUUACUCAUUAGUCUGUACUUCUGGUGUUUGUGUUUGUUUUAAGGGGAGACUUCUGGAUGAUAAAACUACACUAUAAUUUAACUUUAAAUGAUGUACAUUUUGUAGCAGGAAAUAUUCUAGUAAUGAAAAUCAGAUUAACAACACUUUAUGAAUUUAUUAUUAGCACAACAAUGAUAAAUACACACUCCUAAAACCUGUAAUGUAAAGCCUACCUUUUACUAGAAAAAAAAACUUCGAAAUCGAAAAAAUAGA
Molecule: messenger RNA, 1863 nt
Organism: Ostrea edulis (European flat oyster)
Lineage: Eukaryota; Metazoa; Mollusca; Bivalvia; Ostreida; Ostreidae
Exons: 4
Coding region: 1-1290 (429 amino acids)
Source: RefSeq, a predicted model, not a curated record